AUGCAGGCGGUCCAAAAUGAAGUGUACUCUGGCAUGACGCACCAGCCGGUUCUUGCGGAAGCCUCCCAGGCCUUGUCGCUAAAGGCUCCCGUGCCCAAGAACGUCGCUUUCGAGCUGCUGUUGGACGAAAACUCCAAAGUUAGAGCGCGUAUUCCGAUGCGCGUUCAAAUAUAUCCCCAUGACACAACUGACUCAAUUGUGACCACGGUCAAAAAUUUCUAUGGCAUCUACGAUGGCACCGCCAGUGGGGUGAGCUUCGAGGACGAACAUGGAAUCACCCUCAUCGCAAGGUACGAGAAUCUGAAAAAUAACAUGACUGUCUACGUACGAGUGAUUCCCAUCCAACCAUAUGGUGAACACCUCUACGGUGGAUACUCUGUCGAGCGCAAGCGCCCCAGUCUUGGGGAGCCAUUUCAGAUGGAUGGUGUGGUACCAGGUGUGGAUCAACCAUCGCGGCCAUCUUCUCGCCCCGCUAGAAAGCGUAGCACUUCUCCAUCCAACCGCAGCCUUCAGAGUGCUUCUCGGCACAGACAGGGUUCUCGCAGUGGCAUUAAGAGUCGUGGCUCGAGCACCCAUGCCAACCUGGUCGACGAAGACAUGAUGAGCGAUAGUGAGGAAAGUUAUAUUCGCAAAUCUCGAGGCGAUACAUUUGCCAGCUCUGACAUCAGUAUGGAAAACAUACUGCAGGAUGGUCGCCGUAAAAGGCCAAAGUUUGAUAGCUCCGUUAGUGUUGCUCACUGCUCAUUACUGACCUGCGCUAACAAAUCUUCUUUUUUCAAGGAACUGCCACUUUUCGCUCCUCCCCAAGUUCCUCUCACUACCUCAACCUCUUCAAUCUCCCCUCAACGUCGAUCGAUAGGUCAAGAAGGCGCUGGCUCCCCCUUUGCUCGUCCUACUCACCGCCCUUACAAUUACCAGCAAGCGCUACCUUCGCCACAGAGCUAUGGUCAUAGCGAAUAUGGAGCUCAAUCGGGGCGCAAUACCAUAUAUGCCACUCCCGUCGUUCCAGAGCAUGCGCAUCGUGUGCCUCUUAGUUCGGGUGCGCGGGUAAGUGGGCCUGGUGUCCUGCCCACUCCAGACCCAACCAUUGCUAGCUGUAUCUCGGAUGAGGACGUCGCAAUGCAGCUGAUUCGUCUUGGUGAUGCAUCAAAUUUCUCACAUGGUCGCACAUCUGCCUCCACGCUGGACGAUGCCUUUAGCGGCGCUGCCGAUGCAGCCUCGUCGACUGGUAUCACCAGCGAAGGGGAAGACUUCAGCGAAGAAGAGGACGACUUGCCAGUUCGUCGCCAGCGGUAUGAUUCUAGCCCAAUGCUUCCCCCUGGGGCCAUCAAACGUCAACACAAGCGUUUGGAUGAUAUACUGCCCAGCGCAGAUAGUAGCGAGCAUAGCUCGGAUGGUCUAGAUGAUGGCCUCAAGAGCGAAGCUGAGGAUGAUACCUUGUAUAAGGAGUUUGCUCCUAAGGUAAAGAAGCCUAAAGCUAUCAAGCCUCGAAGCCAGAAGCCAAUUGUCAAACAGAACAAGGCCAAGACUUCCAUGCCAACUUCGCGCAAGCCCUCUGACAAGUCUGCCGGGCCUGUCCCACCUCUCAGCCCGAGCUCAUUGCGCAAAGUAUCGGGGUCAUCCGUCAAUUUUCAACACCAAUUUGGCGCUGAUGAAGAGGACCUGUCCACCAAGCCUCGCUGCCAGCGAUGCCGAAAGAGCAAGAAGGGCUGUGAUCGUCAACGCCCGUGUGGUCGCUGCAAGGACGCUGGUAUCGGUGUUGAUGGAUGCGUGAGUGAAGAUGAGGGUAACGGCCGCAAAGGUCGAUACGGACGUCAUAUGGGUGUCCCAGUCAAGAAAACAAACGACGGCGAUGAGGAAGAGACCUUCGACUUCCCCACAAUGCCAGACACCCCUCUGGUCUCUGCGGCCAUGGUCGAGAAGAACAAGAAGCGUAAACGCUAA
This is a messenger RNA of Penicillium taxi, 1944 nucleotides long. Its product is annotated as putative C6 finger domain protein. Bases 1 to 1944 code for a protein of 647 amino acids. The transcript has a single exon. Gene Ontology annotation, biological process: regulation of DNA-templated transcription. NCBI's taxonomy places the organism in Eukaryota, Fungi, Ascomycota, Eurotiomycetes, Eurotiales, Aspergillaceae. The record is from RefSeq and is a predicted model, not a curated record. Gene Ontology annotation, molecular function: zinc ion binding; DNA-binding transcription factor activity, RNA polymerase II-specific.